AUCAUUUCGUUCCAUAUCAACCCAAAAGAAAUACCUACAUUCUCCCUCUUUCUUUCUCCUCUUUCAAGGAAUAAAUAAAUAAAAAUCCCUCCCCGAUAAAAUAAAAAAAAAUAUCCUUACCUAUUUUCUUAGGAAAAAAAUGGAAAUAGAAGCAAAUAAUAAAAAAAUAAUAGCCAAAAAAUUAUGGAGUGUUCUUCGAAUAGUGUUUAUGAUGGUAAAGAAAGGAAUUUCAAAGAGCAAGUUAAUCUUAGACCUAAACUUGUUGUUUAAGAGAGGUAAUGAGUUAGCCGGUAAGGCUAUUAAUGGUCUUAUAAUCCAUCACAACUCUCUUAUUUGUAAGCCUAACAACCCUAACAACCACUUUUUUUCUCCUAAUUAUAAGACGGAGUACGAGUUUAGUUGUAGUAAUAGCCCGGAUUCGGGUCCUUUUCAGCUCAUGAUGGCUAACCAAAAGAGGUCGAAGUCCAAGCAUGGUCACCGCGGGCACAACUACCAUCUCGAGGACCCUACCACUAUGGCGGCCGUCCAACGGGUCCUCGAGAUGUUGAAUGCCAAUGAGGGGCCCACGGCCUCCCCAUUGGGAACGGGGGUCACCGGGCAAGGGCAAGGACAAUUUUCCUUGCCCGGAUUUGGAUAUGGGAAAAGUCCGCUAGCUAGACAGUUAAGAGUAACGGAUUCUCCUUUCCCGCUAAAAUACGGGAAAGGGAAUAAGGAAGAGGAAGAGGAGGAUGUUAAGGUUAAUAAGGCCGCGGAUGAAUUUAUUAAAAAGUUUUAUAGGAAUUUGAUGAUGCAAAAAUCAUUGGAAUCUCCUUGUCAUAUAGCUGCCCGUUGAUGAUGUAGGUUUAUCCUAGUCCGUAUCAAUUAAGGGAUGGUUUCUUAAGGAGUUAUUUUUUUUUUGUUGAAAAAUUGGGAAGGGCACACAGAUCGGGGACUGCAUCGCUGAAGGUUGUGUCAUAUCACUAUAUGAUGAUUAUGUUGGAUUAUUUUUUAAAAGUUUAUUAAGAAAAGGAUAUUACAAGAUGAUAUAUCGAUCUUUAAUGAUUAUAAGAAAAUUAUGUAUAAGAUAUAUCUUUAAUUAGAUCCAUGAUAAUCCAAUAUAUUUCUAUAUAUGUUGUAUA
Molecule: messenger RNA, 1118 nt
Organism: Spinacia oleracea (spinach)
Lineage: Eukaryota; Viridiplantae; Streptophyta; Magnoliopsida; Caryophyllales; Amaranthaceae
Exons: 1
Coding region: 140-832 (230 amino acids)
Source: RefSeq, a predicted model, not a curated record